This is a messenger RNA of Clunio marinus, 2307 nucleotides long. The record is from the annotation of a GenBank genome assembly. NCBI's taxonomy places the organism in Eukaryota, Metazoa, Arthropoda, Insecta, Diptera, Chironomidae.
AAUUGCAUUUAAGAAAAAACUACUGACUUUUAAGCUUAGUUUAUCGUCUCAUCACAACUAUUAGACUAAGGAGAUUGAAUUAAAAUUUCAAGAAGAAUGGGAAAUUUAGCAAAAAAUGGAAAUUAUUAAACAAUCUUUUCUGAAUCAUCUGAAUAAAAAAGUUUUUGUGAUUCUAUGUAUCCAUGAAGAUGAACCUUUCUUGGAAAUAUACACGAAAAAAGUCCAAGCAACAACUCACACACCAACUCAAGUGUUGGAUCUGAAAAAGUGCAACUACGUGGGACUGAAAAUUCCAGUGAGAUCUCUUGGACAACAAGAAACAUUUGAAUUUGUUAUAUCACUCGAAAACUGUGAUGUUGUGACGUUUGCUGCAAAAACUUGGAAUCUCAUGAUUGAAUGGGUCAACUGUCUCAAACUGAAAUUACGUGAACUUAAGAUACUCUCGCCUAAAGAAAAUAUUUACACAAAACCACCAGGAAUGAAGCCAGCAAUCAUUCAAUCGACACGAAAUCCUCGUGACCCACUUCCACAACGUCCAAUGAAUGUGUCCGACAUUCCAGGCUUAGAACUAACAGAAAGAGUUGAUAACAACUCCAAUCACAAUGGAAACACUCGUGAACAAGUUGUUGUUAAUAGUGAAAAUGAGGCUACACAACAAGUUGAGAAUAUUCUCGAUGUUCUAGCAAUAAACGAUGCAGACGAUGAUGACACAACUGCCGAUCCAAUCACCAUUCCAAUAUUCAACUUCUCAACAUCAAACACAACUUCACAGAAUCUCAUAAAUCUUCUCUCAAAUCCACUUCGCCAUACGACAAACACUUUAAAUUAUGCAGCUGCAUUUCAAGAUCUUUUCAAUGUUGAACCAGACGAUGAUGAAGACGACGACGAUGACAUCAAUGAAAAAGAGAAUAAUGAAGAUGUUCCACCAACUUCCGUCGAUAUUGAUUACAUUCCGGAAGUGAAUGUGGAAGCACAGUCAGUACCACGUGAUAAUAUUACCGUUAUUAAGAUCGCCGAAAAUGAAAUGAUUUCAAGUCAAGCUCAUCGAAAGGAAAAUAAUCCGAGAGUCACGAAAAUAAAAAUUGAAAUGGAUUAUGAUCAACUUUCAAAUGCAACGAGUUUAAUGCAUAGUCAUGUAAUGUCGUCAUCACUACAAUCGCAACUGCCGAAGCCUAUUGAGACUCAAAGUCAAAGUCAAGCACCUUCAACAUCAACAUCAGUGGUUAAUUGUGAAAAUGGUGUGGGCGUAAGUGGUGAAGUGAAACAAAUGAUUAAAGUUAAAGAGACGGAAAAGAUUGUUGUUCAAGGAUCGCCGAAGAAAUCCGCACCAGCAACACCGAAACAUCACGAGAAACGCAAAUUAUCGUUGCGUGAGAAGCAAGUUCAGCAAUUGAGAAAUGAAAUCAACACUGAAAUCAGAUUUAAAUUGCGUAAGAAAGAUUGCGUUGAUUCAAUUGCUUUUGUGUCGGCUUUCGGUAGUGUUUGGAUCGCUGGUUUCAAACCAAAUCCCGUCCUUUAUUGUCUUCAUGUUGGCGAUCAAUUGCUUGCAAUCAACAACAUUGUCAUAAAGUCACCGUCCGAUGCUCAAAAAUAUAUCAAGAUGUGUUCUGGUCUUUUCGUUGAAGUCACGAUUCGUCGAUUACCACUCGCUGGUAUCUUUCUCAUCAAACGUGAAUUCGAAGGCCAAUGUCUCGGCAUCAUCAGAGAUGGAAGCAGCUCAGCAAUUGUCGAAAUCAUUCCCAAUUCAAUAUCAUCUCAUAUCCCUCCGCGACCAAUCUCGCAGGACGAAGAUUCAACGUGGAUCAUCACACAAAUAAACUUUAGGAAUCUCAGCUUAAUAAGUCAUAAGAAGUACGAUGAGAUUGAACUGCUUUUAAACUCGAGCAGCUUAGAGAUGAGUUUGUUACUUCAGCCGUCAGAUUUCAUCGCAAAAAUCAAAAAGGAACUGAAGGCAAUGAAAAAUUAUCGUGAUUAUACUUUACAAUAAAUAGUUUUAACAAUUAAGACAUGAUCUUAGACAUGCAAUAAUGAAUUAAUUUUUUUCUUCCCUUUUUAGUUAAAUUAUUAAACUUGUAAUCAUUUAUGUUGUUUGUUUUUCCUUUUUAACGUACUAACAAAGUCUUGUUGUGUGCUGCCAACAUUAAUCAAGAAAUUUCCAACGUUUUUUAGCCCUUAAUUACUCGUAGAUGAAGAACGAAAAGUAUUUAAACGUGUGUCUGAUGUUUCCAAGUCUCAAUCACAACAAAAACUAUUUAGACAAGAAAUUUUUUAUAAAAAAAAGAACAAAAUUCUGAACUGAUGUACUCA